AUGACUGACAAAACUGAGUCGUCUGUUACUUUAAUAAGUAAAUUAGAUGCUAGUAAUCCUUUGUAUUUGCAUGCUAGUGAUUCUAGUAAUCUGUCUAGUUCAAAUGCUAUGAAACUUGCUUUGAUGGCUAAGAACAAAUUAGGAUUUGUUGAUGGAACAUGUGUUAAAUCUGAGUCUAAUGAUGUCUUGGCAAGUCAAUGGGAAAGAUGCAACUCUAUUGUUUUAACCUGGAUUCUGAAUUCUGUUUCUGAUGAGUUGUAUGUUGGUCAAGUUUAUUCCAAACUUGCUUCUGAAGUUUGGAAUGAUUUGAAAGAGACAUAUGAUAAGGUUGAUGGUUCAGUGUUACCAUCUUGCACUUGUAAUGCUUCUACCAAGUUCAAUGAGUUUAGUCAGUUAAUAAAACUUAUGCAAUUCUUGAUGGGAUUAGAUGAUGUUUACCAACCUUUUAGAACUAAUCUAUUAACCAGGGAUCCUCUUCCUUCUGUUAAAACAGCUUUUUCGAUUAUAUCUAGGGAAGAGUCAUAUAGGAGUUCAAACAGUGGUUCUACAGUACCUAAUGUUGGUUUUGUUGCUAAAGCAAAUCAGUUUAGUAAUAACAAGAAAAAAUUUAACAAAGGUCCUAAUCCCAACUUGAAAUGCACUCAUUGUAACAAGAUUGGUCAUGUUAUUGAUAAGUGUUUUGAGAUUCAUGGAUAUCCACCAAAUUAUAGGUCUAAACCUAGUCAAAACAAUAAUCAAUGGUCUAAAUCUAAUAAUUCUGUGAAUAACUCUGUGAGUGACAAAUCUGUUGGUACUUCAUUGAAUUCUUUGACUUCUGAUCAGUUUGCCAAGUUGUUAGGUUUGCUGGGUGAGAAUAAGGUGAAUGAUCCUUCUAGUUCCAAUGUUGGAGUUGGUAUGAGCUGGAUAGUUGACUCUGGUGCAAACCAGCAUAUGGUAAUGACAAGUGAAAACAUGUUUAAUCUUGUUGAUGUUUCUGAUUACAACAUCACCGUAAAACAUCCUAAUGGUACAAAUGCUAAAGUAACAAAAAUAGGGUGUUAUAAGUUGUCUGAUUCUGUAGUUCUUAAAGAUGUUUUUGUCGUUCCUGAAUAUUGUGUUAAUCUUAUAUAUGUUCAUAAGUUAGCAAAGGAUAAUAAACUUAGAGUUGUAUUUGAUGAGGAAAAUUGUUAUAUUCAGGAUUUAUGCUUAAAGAAAACCCUGGUGACUGGUAGUCAAACUGAUGGUCUAUACUUUUGUGGUAAUUCUUUUAGGUCAGUUGUUGCAUGUUUUAACAAAACUGAAAGUAUGGCAGGUUAA
Molecule: messenger RNA, 1296 nt
Organism: Helianthus annuus (common sunflower)
Lineage: Eukaryota; Viridiplantae; Streptophyta; Magnoliopsida; Asterales; Asteraceae
Exons: 4
Coding region: 1-1296 (431 amino acids)
Source: RefSeq, a predicted model, not a curated record